AAACCAUUCAGCUGCUCUGAGUGUGGGAGGAGAUUUGGCUUCAAGACAACUCUUAAAAGACAUAUGAGAACUCACACAGGAGAAAAACCUUUUAGCUGCUCUGAUUGUGGGAGAAGAUUUGGUCGCAUGACGCAUCUAAAGACUCACAUGAUAACUCACACAGGAGAGAAACCUUUUAGCUGCUCUGAGUGUGAUAAGUCUUUCUCUGAUAGUCAUCACCUAAAGAGACACAUGCUGACUCACACAGGCGAAAAGCCUUUUAGCUGCUCAAUCUGUAAGAAAUCGUUUACACAGAGUGGAUAUAUACAAAAACACAUGAGAACUCACACUGGAGAGAAACCUUUUAGCUGCUCGGUGUGUGGUAAAGCUUUGACUGAUAGGGGAACCCUGAAGAACCACAUGAUGACUCACACAGGAGAAAAACCUUUUAGUUGCUCAGUUUGUAAGAAAUCUUUUACACUGAGAGGAGAUUUACGGUCACACAUGAGAACUCACACAGGAGAAAAACCUUUCAGUUGCUCAGUUUGUAAGAAAUCUUUUAAACAGAGCGGAUAUUUACGGUCACACAUGGUAGUCCACACAGGAGAGAAAAGAUUCAGCUGCAGUGUUUGUAACAAAAGAUUUGCCUGGCAUUCCCAUGUCAAGAGACAUAAAUGUGUUGGUCAGAUGGAAACAGAAGCUGAUGUAGAGGACUGUGGAGGACCAGAACCAACCAGGACCUCACAUCCACUUUUACAAUCAGAGACUGGAGACCAGACUGGAGACUCUUCUGAACCUGAGACUGGUGACAUGGAAUAAUGUUUGUGCCUUUAGGUCCAAGUAAAACUUUUCAA
Molecule: messenger RNA, 833 nt
Organism: Etheostoma spectabile (orangethroat darter)
Lineage: Eukaryota; Metazoa; Chordata; Actinopteri; Perciformes; Percidae
Product: gastrula zinc finger protein XlCGF71.1-like
Exons: 1
Biological process (GO): regulation of transcription by RNA polymerase II
Molecular function (GO): DNA-binding transcription factor activity, RNA polymerase II-specific; RNA polymerase II cis-regulatory region sequence-specific DNA binding
Source: RefSeq, a predicted model, not a curated record